This is a messenger RNA of Saprolegnia parasitica CBS 223.65, 2733 nucleotides long. RefSeq lists its product as hypothetical. Gene Ontology annotation, molecular function: metal ion binding. Bases 1 to 2733 code for a protein of 910 amino acids. The record is from RefSeq and is a predicted model, not a curated record. Gene Ontology annotation, biological process: lipid metabolic process. The transcript has 4 exons. Lineage: Eukaryota; Oomycota; Saprolegniomycetes; Saprolegniales; Saprolegniaceae.
AUGGACGAGGUCGUGGAGAACCAGCGCUGGUAUGCGCUCAGCGGCUGGUCCGACAAGCUCCUGGAGAAGGACCCGCCCGCGUGGUCCGACGCGGCGCGGCGACUGGCAAAGGCCAAGCCGCCGUUGCCGCAUGCCGAGUGGCACUUCUACCGCGGCGACGAGUACGACGAGAAUGGCUGGCUCUACAGUGCGUCCUUCGACCUGAGCGACUUUGGCGCCAAGAAUGCAGCCUCCGUCGUGCGCAGCCGCGUCUGGCUCAAGGCGUCAACAGAGCCCACACAGGCGCCGCCUCCAAUGACCGAUCUGCCUCUCUCACCUGUCGCAAGCGCUUCCAUGGAAGCCCCGCCCGUCACUUCCGCACCUAGCACCGAGGCGCCAUCGUUCACAGAAGACAAGCCCGCGCCGAUUCCUGCCCCCGCGGCUGUCCCUGUCAAGCAAGGCGGGUACCUCAGCCGAUUCUCGUCCGCCGCACUCAACGUUUCCAAGUCUGCGGUGGACUUUGCCGCAUCCAAGUCGGUAGGCGCUGUGCUCACGGCCGCCUUGUCCGUGCACGAGGUCUCGGCGUACGCCUACGAUGCCGCGCAUGCGGCUGCUGUCUCGGCCCUGGCCGCCGACACGGCCGUCGCGCCGCCACGACCCAAGGGCCCGUCGGCCGCACGCAGCCCAAACGCCUCCGCCCGGCGUUUCCCCGACUUGACGCCGAUGGAGAAGGCCAUGGUGUCGUGCUGUGCCGACUUGGCUGUGCAUCCGGUGGCCUCGGCGCCCGAGCCCGUGCUGCGGCCCGACUGCACCCAAUGCAAAUCGCCCUUUGGCAUUAGCAAGUACCGGUAUCACUGCGGGUACUGCGGCGAGGCGUACUGCCGCGACCACCUUCCGGCGACCGAGCGCCUGCACGCGUUGGGCGGCACAGCGCCCGUCAAGAUCUGCGCGACCUGCGUCGAUUUUCUGGCCCAAAAGAUUGACAUGCAGCAACGCAACUGGCGCGUCGAGCGUGUUCGGGACUAUCUCGACCGGACGCUGGCUCCGUACGUGAGCGUCUCGACCGACACGGCGCUGGACAAGGCGUUCCGGGCCGCCGAAGGCACGUUGGCGGCCGCCAAGGCUGCGCCACUGGGCGCGACCGCCAAAAUGGCGGUCGUCAGCGCAGACUUCUUGCGCAAGUAUGGCCGCGCGGGGCUCAUCGGCUUCGUGCUCCGGAACGAGUUUAUGCAGUCGUUCAACACGCUCAAGGCGCUUCUCGGGGACAUGGAGUCGCUCAGCGUGCAAGACGCGGCCGUCGGGCUCUACUACUUUAUGGCAACCAACCGCGGCCACCGCGGCGGCCACCCGCUGGACGAGCGCGAGAUGCACGCGGGGUGCCCCAUCGUACCGGAUGCGCUCUUGCACGAACUCAUCCGGUUCGCACCCAUCACGCUCCACGCGAUUUACGAGCUCGACAUCCUCGACAUCCAGCGCUUCGUCAAGCUCCAGGGCUUCACGCUCCUCUUUGCGUCCGUCGAACACCGCACCGCCAAUCAGCCGGCGUUCGGCCUCGUGGCGCGCGCGGACGAGAAGCUCGCCGUGCUUCUAGUGCGCGGCUCCAAGUCGGUGCAGGACAUUCUCACAGACCUCCAGGUGGCGCCCGGCGACGCAACAUCCAGCCACGGGCCGCUGGACGCCUUUGCGCACCACGGUAUGGCGCAAGCCGCCGCGUGGAUCAAGGCACAGACCAUUGACGCGCUGCGGGAGCUCCAUGCCCGCGGGUACCGGCUCAUGGUCAACGGCCACUCGCUCGGCGGCGGUGUCGCGGCGUUGCUGGCCGUCAUGCUCCACGCCGAGUUUCCGGACGUGCAGUGCUAUGCGUACGCCGUGCCGGCGUGUGCGAACAUCGAGACGGCGGCGGCCUGCGCACCGUACGUGCACUCGGUCGUCCUCCGCGACGACUUUGUGCCGCGCGCCAAGACGCACAACAUCGUGCGCCUCUCGACCGAGCUCAAGCAGUUUCGCGACGAGUGGAAGAACACGGCAUUGGAGGACUGGACCGCCGUCAAGUCCCGCGUCAAGUCGGUCUGGGCGCCGCGGAAGCGCGAGUGGGCGCAGAUGGAGGCCGCGCGCACCCGUGGGACGCUGCUGCCGCAUUCGGAGACGCCGCUUGUCGACGCGGCGGUGCCGUCGCGCGAAGCCGCCGUCGACGCGUGGACACUCACGCGGUCGAACCUCGUUGACAAGUACUCCGAGUCGAAUGGCAGCAGUCCCAAAGCACCUGUGACGCCUCGGACAACCGAUGACGAUGAUGACGACGGUCAUGAAAUGGAGACCGACAGUGCUGUCGAGCUCUUUGUACCAGGACAGGUCAUCCAUCUCUACUACACGCACGGCGUCUACGAGGCCGCGUUCGUCGACCGCAACUGCGACGCGCUCGGAAAGAUCCACGUGUUUGAGAACAUGCUCAGCGACCACCUCGGCCGCAACUACCUCGCCGCCCUCCGCAUCGUGCGCGACGCCCGCAAAGCGUCGAGUGCGCCGCCCCCUUGGGUGUGCUUCAACACGCACACGCGCUGCAUGUGCUGCGAAGCGCCGUUUACGUGGAACUCGACGUCGCAGAGCGAAGCGCAAGCGAACCGCGACCAGCACAACUGCCGGAGCUGCGGCUGGCUCGUCUGCGACGGCUGCUCGGAGAAGCGCAAGCCGUUGCCCGAGUACGGCAUCAACACGCCCGUGCGUGUCUGCGACAAGUGCUUUUAUAAAGCGUAG